Messenger RNA from Lactuca saligna, 507 nucleotides. The record is from the annotation of a GenBank genome assembly. NCBI's taxonomy places the organism in Eukaryota, Viridiplantae, Streptophyta, Magnoliopsida, Asterales, Asteraceae.
AUGAUGUUACAACUGACAGUGGCUGCUUUGAUUUUCGUAGUGAUGGUGGUGGCGAAAAAAUUGACGAUGAUGCUACAGCGGGAAGAUCCGAAGGGACACAACCGCUUUCUUAGAGAUGGAAGCCACGAGGAUUCCGAAGAAUUCAAGCCAGACAUGAUAGACAAACCUCAAUUCUUUUGCUCCACGCCUUUUAAUGUAUCCGGAGACGAUAAUCUCAGUGCAAUUGCUAGUCAUGGCGGUGGUGGUGGUAGAACGGGUCGUAGCGUAGAGGUAGGCCCUAGACAGGAGCAGGAAAGCGGUGGUGACACUGCCGGAGCAGGUGGUGGUAUCGGGAUCCGACGAGGUUCCAAUAAUAGUACUGAUGGUGGUGAAGCGGCAAUUCAAAUAUUGAGACAAGAAGCGGAAAUUCAAAGAUUGAAGCAGGAGCUGGCAUCGGUGGUUGUGAAGAUGAAGGUGAUGUUGAUUGUGGUGGGGGCGUUGGUGUCAGCGAUGAUUUACGCCUUGUAG